Molecule: messenger RNA, 1335 nt
Organism: Danaus chrysippus (African queen)
Lineage: Eukaryota; Metazoa; Arthropoda; Insecta; Lepidoptera; Nymphalidae
Source: the annotation of a GenBank genome assembly
AUGUCCGACCAUGACGACGACUAUAUGUGUGAAGAGGAGGAAGACUAUGGCUUGGAAUAUUCGGAGGACAGUAAUUCAGAACCCGAUGUGGACCUUGAGAACCAGUAUUACAACAGCAAAGCCCUGAAAGAAGAUAUGCCGUUAGCGGCUCUGUUGAGUUUUCAAAAAGUUCUAGAAUUAGAGGGAGGAGAUAAAGGAGAAUGGGGGUUCAAGGCUCUCAAACAAAUGAUAAAAAUAAAUUUUAAACUGAGCAACUUCACGGAAAUGAUGGCAAGAUAUAAACAACUGCUCACAUACAUCAAGAGUGCGGUGACAAGAAAUCACUCAGAGAAGUCCAUCAAUUCAAUCUUAGAUUAUAUUUCUACUUCUAGAAAUAUGGAGCUCCUGCAGGACUUUUAUGAAACAACUUUAGAAGCAUUAAAAGAUGCCAAAAACGACCGUCUAUGGUUCAAAACAAAUACCAAACUAGGCAAGCUGUACUAUGACCGAGGAGAUUUUAAUAAAUUAGCUAAGAUAUUGAAGCAAUUACAUCAGAGUUGCCAGACCGAUGAGGGUGAAGAUGAUCUUAAGAAAGGCACCCAACUAUUAGAAAUAUAUGCGCUUGAAAUACAAAUGUAUACAGCACAAAAAAAUAAUAAAAAAUUAAAGGCACUUUAUGAACAAUCAUUGCAUAUUAAGUCGGCAAUACCACAUCCACUCAUAAUGGGUGUUAUAAGAGAGUGUGGAGGUAAAAUGCAUCUCAGAGAGGGUGAGUUUGAGAAGGCCCAUACAGAUUUCUUUGAAGCUUUCAAGAACUAUGAUGAAUCUGGCAGCCCUCGAAGAACGACCUGCCUUAAAUAUUUGGUACUAGCUAACAUGCUAAUGAAGUCCGGCAUCAAUCCAUUUGAUUCUCAAGAAGCAAAACCCUAUAAGAACGAUCCAGAAAUAUUGGCAAUGACCAACCUUGUGAUGGCUUACCAAAAUAAUGAUAUAAAUGAUUUCGAGUCCAUCCUAAAACAUAAUAGAAACAACAUUAUGGAUGAUCCCUUCAUCAGGGAACAUAUUGAAGAUCUCCUCAGAAAUAUUAGAACUCAAGUCCUUAUUAAAUUGAUCGGUCCAUACACUAGGAUUCACAUACCAUUUAUAUCUAAGGAGCUCAACAUUGAUGAGAAAGAAGUUGAAAAUUUAUUAGUCACCUGUAUUUUGGAUAAUACCAUAAGCGGUCGCAUCGACCAAGUGAACAGUGUGUUGGAACUAGCUCGUGGUGCGAGGGACGCAGCUCGAUACACAGCCCUGGACAAGUGGACCGCUCAGUUGGCAGCCCUGCACCUCGCCCUGGCUAACAAGAUGGCCUGA